CCAUUUUCUACAUUGUUUAUCCUGUGUGUGCAGGAUCACUAGCGACCGGGGAUAAGCUGGAGCCUAUCCCAGCUCCUUUAGUGCGAGAGGCCGUAUACAACCUGGACUGAUCGCCUAUCAAUCACAAGACUCUCCAGCAUGAAGUUCCUCAUCGAGCUUCUCUCUGUCAUGGCUGCUCUCCUGUGGAUCGCAGGGUGUGACGAGGUGGUCUAUGCCGCAGAAGGAGCUACUGUCGAUCUCAGUACCGAGGGGCUUCAAGUCAACACGGGCUACUGGUACUGGUCUCGGACUACCUCCCGGCAAGACCGGUUGGCCUGGCACAACCCUCUCAGCGACUGGAUGUUUACAAACGAUAAGCGCUGGGCAGGCAGGUUGUCCGUUUCCAGAGAUGCAUUCAAGAUCACAAAUGUUCAACAGGAAGACUUCGGCACAUUUGUCCUCUCCAAACUUGUCAAAAUAAGUGAUGUCAGACCAGUCAAGACCUUUAGACUCUCCAAAAUCACAGUGUCUGCCCACCCGUCCUCUUCCCUGGUAGCUGGAGAACCUGUGACGCUUUCCUGCCAUGUGGACAGUGCCGACAAUGACAACAUGGCUGACAUAUAUUGGUUGAGUCCGGCGGGAAACAGGAUUCGUCAGCGUGAAGGAAAAGUCCAAGUGUACGUUACAGGCCAAGACAACGGCAUAUGGAGCUGCGUUGUCACAAGGGAACAAAAGGAGGCCAGGGCCACAGUUUCCAUCACUGUUCUUGACCUCCUCCCGGCUCCUCUGCAUCCUCAUUAUGUGGCGGAACAGUCGAUUCUCAACAUCGACUGUUCCUUUCCGUCUCACCUGUCUUGGAAACAAUUCAAAGCCAGAGGCCUCCAGGAAGUCCACUGGUACUUCAUCCCUAAACCGCCGUCACGUCUUGUUACCGAGAGUCAACAGAAGCUCUUCUCCAUCUCCCUGGUGGAUAAGAAUUUGGCCUGGACGUUUGUUCAAAGCAGGGGCUUUACUCCUGUCCCAGGCCUCCUAAAGGGAAACGUGUCUUUGAACAGCAAGAGUGUGACAGCAGAAGACAGGGGAGACUACGUGUGCACCUUCAACUUUAGCAGUCAAUUGCUUCUGAAAAGGACUGUGAGCGUUGAAGUGCUGCAGAUCGUCUCCUCUGCGGGUCCAGCCCUUCUUCAUGGCCAACCUGUCAAUCUGACCUGCAGUUUGGGUCAUACGUUGCCCUCGGAUAUCUCUGUGAAAUGGUUCCCACCGGAGCGCUCCUCCAUGUGUUCCCAGCUCAGCGCUGAGCAUCACCCGACCCGAAUCGUCAUUCCGAAAGUGAACCAAGAAGACAACGGGAUAUGGAAGUGUGAUCUGAGUCAUGGCGGCACAUCUCUGACGUCGGCUGAGAUAACGCUGAGUAUCACGACAAAGUGGAGCGUGUGGAUGCUUGUGACCAUAUGUGGAGCUGCAGUCACCAUCUUUGUCCUUCUCCUCCUUAUUUGCAUCACCUGGAGACACAGACAGCGGAACAUGAUACACAGACAGCAUGGAUUCUGCCGGUGUAAAACCCCCAAGCCAAAAAGGAUACUACAGAAGAUAACACACCCUGCAGAAUAUCCCCUUUCAGCAUAUUAAAGGUGCCCGUCAUGCAAAAUUGACUUCUUAAUGAUGUUCCAGGCCACGCAGCUUGGAGACCCGAGUUCAAUUCCACCCUCGGUGAGGAGUUUGCAUGUUCUCCCCGUGCAUGCGUGGGUUUUCUCCGGGUACUCCCACAUUCCAAAA
Doryrhamphus excisus (bluestripe pipefish) is the source of this 1755-nucleotide messenger RNA. RefSeq names its product CD4-1 molecule (gene cd4-1). The record is from RefSeq and is a predicted model, not a curated record. NCBI's taxonomy places the organism in Eukaryota, Metazoa, Chordata, Actinopteri, Syngnathiformes, Syngnathidae.